AUGUCUAUCAACAAAGAAGACAGUUCGACGCAUCAGCCUCAUGUCGCCGACCAAGUCAGCCUGGAUGAGACUCGCAACGGACAUACAUCACCUUUGCCAGAUGUCGAGACCGAUGUCUUCGUCGUUGGAGCUGGCGUGACCGGCUUGACCCUGGCGGCGCUACUGGCUACCGCUGGCGUACGAGCAUACACGAUUGCGAAGCACAGUGGUACAGCGCCUUCGCCUCGUGCUCACGUAACCAAUCAGCGGACCAUGGAAAUCUUCCGUGACAUGGGCAUUGAAGAAGCUGUGCGUCAGGUCUCAACACCAUUACCACUUCUUGGAAAUGGAGUCAUCUGUACCAGUCUCACAGGUCUGGAACUAGGCCGCUACAGCUGUUACGGUGCUGGCUCCCAUCAGCUUUCCGAUUUUGCACAGGCUAGCCCUUCGGAGAUGGUAAAUUCUCCGCAACACGUUCUUGAACGGGUUCUUUUGGCACAUGCUCGGGAGAAAGGCGCUGAGAUCCAUUUCUAUCAUGAACUGAUCGAUAUUGAGCAAACCGAUGACGAUGUGAUUAGUACAGUACGAGAACGGAAAACCGGGAACCAAUACACUGUACGCGCAAAGUAUGUAAUAGGAGCCGAUGGUGGGAGAUCGCUUGUGGCACAAAAGUUUGGCUUUGGUUUCGAGGGGCAGCCUGGCCUGAUGAACAUGCUGACGUCGUGGCUCGAGGCCGAUGUCACUGAAUAUACUGCGUAUAGACCGUCAUGUCUUUACAUGAUGGCGCAGCCUGGCAACGCAUUCUGGGUUGGAUCAGGCACUCUCGUCGCGGUCAAGCCAUAUACCGAGUGGCUUCUAAAUCGACAGUACAAUUCCGAAGCAGAGAUUGAUAGUUCAGACGAGGCAGUUAUAGCGUACGCGCGCAAAACAUUAGGGAUUCCAAAUCUGAAAAUCAAAGUCAAGGACUCCAGUCGAUGGCAAGUCAACAAUGUCUACGCAACCGAGAAUUGCCGCGGACGCAUCUUCUUGGCUGGAGACGCUGCCCAUCGCCACCCUCCUGCCAGCGGACUUGGAAGCAACACUUGUGUCCAGGAUGCAUACAACUUAGCAUGGAAAUUAUCGCUUGUUGUGUCAAGCAGGGCUGGAACCAGUCUACUGGAGAGCUAUAACCAAGAGCGACAACCGAUCGCUAAACAGAUUGUGGGUCACGCGAUCCAGACCCUAUACAACUUCGCCCGAGUGCCUGAAGCACUAGGGUUCAAGCAUGGCCAGUCGAUAGAAGAAGGCUACAAAUCGCUUGAAGAUUUGUUCUCCGACGUCCCAGGCGCGGAAGAGCGGCGCGCCCGGUUGAGGGAGGCCAUCGACUUACAGAAUCGACGAUCUAAUGCUUUAGGGCUGCACCUUGGUCAACGAUAUGCUGAAUCCAACGCCGUGGUCGAUGACGGCACUCCGUUCCCGGCGUACAGACGUGACCCUGUGAUGCAUUACGAGCCCACGACGCAUCCUGGCGCAUACUUGCCACACGCAUGGAUCGAGGUCAAGACGUGCCGCAUGUCGACGCUAAACAUCUUGGAGCAUGGACAUUUCGGCCUCAUCGUUGGCAUCGGCGGCGACCCGUUCAUUGCCGCCGCACAAGCCGUGAGCCAAGAGCUCAAACUCAAGAUUCCUGUCUACAAAAUCGGGUAUCGCUGCCUUUACGACGACGUACUUGGUGAGUGGCACACUGCACGCGGCGAGCUAGGUGACCAAGGUGCAUUGUUAGUUCGACCGGAUCGUCACAUUGCAUGGCGCUCGGUGAAUCGUCCUGAAAAUCCUACUGAUGCCUUACGUGGUGCACUUCGCCAGGUGUUGGGACUGCACUCGUGA
Exophiala xenobiotica is the source of this 1845-nucleotide messenger RNA. RefSeq lists its product as uncharacterized. The coding region runs from base 1 to 1845 and encodes 614 amino acids. The record is from RefSeq and is a predicted model, not a curated record. The transcript has 2 exons. NCBI's taxonomy places the organism in Eukaryota, Fungi, Ascomycota, Eurotiomycetes, Chaetothyriales, Herpotrichiellaceae. Gene Ontology annotation, molecular function: FAD binding.